Messenger RNA from Momordica charantia (bitter melon), 1896 nucleotides. Its product is annotated as DNA binding protein. NCBI's taxonomy places the organism in Eukaryota, Viridiplantae, Streptophyta, Magnoliopsida, Cucurbitales, Cucurbitaceae. The record is from RefSeq and is a predicted model, not a curated record.
UCCCCACUGCCCAUUUUUGCGUUGGAAGUUUGCAGAAUGCCACUGGCCCGCUCUCUGUGACCCCUCAGUAGGGUUUUACACUUCUCUAUCUCCAUUUCUCUCUCUUGGCUCCUCCCCCGCUCUCUCCCGGAGCACAGGUUUGUCUCCUUAGGGUUUAACUUUGUGGAUUUCAUGCACGCGAUUAGGGGUGGGUGGACAGGGCGUCCUCUUGCCCUAGCCAAACACAAUGAGUCUGAAGGGAGAAAGACUAGAAUUCGGCGUUCAAAAGAGGAAAGGAAGGCAAUGGUCGAAGUCUUCAUAAAAAAGUAUCAGGAAUCCAAUAAUGGAAGUUUCCCCUCUCUCAAUCUUACCCACAAGGAGGUUGGUGGAUCUUUCUACAUGGUGCGGGAGAUUGUACGUGAUAUAAUUCAAGAAAAUCGAGUGCUUGGCCCUGGAAAGUUGUUACUAGAAGAGCACAACUUUGAUCAUUCACUUGAAGAGAAUCCACUCCACUCAAUUGCCAUAGAACCUCAGUCCCAUUUACCGUUAUCAUCAGAAGAAUUUGAUUUUAGAGUUAAGUACAACCAAUGUAUAAAUGAAGAACCCAUCCUUGUCUCAGAUGAACAAUGCACUUCAACAAAUAUUCAGAUAUCACACAAUGGGCCGAUAAUCAAUGGUAGCCUGGUGGAUGUGAGUGACAAGGACUCUGACAAACUUAUCGAGUCAGAGUUGCUAGUGAAUGAAGACAAGGAAGUAGAGGAAGUGGUCAAAGAGGAAUCAGGAAUGCCAAUUACUCAUGUGACACCUUUGGCGGCAGAUGUGGUAGUAGAGACAUUUCCAUUGAGUCCAAUUUCUGGUGCUGCUAAUAGUUCAGGUGAAAGAUCCGAAACGUCGAUUUCAACUUGUGAUUCAGAAAAGCAAGUUAGUCAAACUGUCGAGUUAGAGUCAGGGGUUGGUUUGUUUAUCACUGAAGGUAGUAAUUUCACAAAAACUUCUGAUCAUGUAGUCGAGAAAGCAGAGGAAAACUUUGUAAGUUCAUUAUCAGUAGCAAAGUUUGAUUCGAUGGAAGUAGCACCAAUUGUUGAAAGCUCUAAUGGAUCCAUUCUCAAAGAAGGUGGCGUUCAUGAAGUUGAGGGUCCUCAGCUGGAAGUUCGUACUGAUACUCCAACAGCUGCGGCCUUUGAACAAUGCCAAAAAACUAGUGAGAAGGCUCCAAAUGCUUCUCCAAGUGGUACCCAGAAUCACAACAAGACAUUCAGCAAUGGCAUUGAUCAGGCCUCAAAAAUCAAAGAGGAGACACAGAUUGAAAAUAAAGUAGAUGCUCAACAGGACAGUGGCUCCCAGAAACAAACCAUUCCAACAUUAAAUAGAAUCAAUCUCGAAUCAUGGGAAGAGAUGUCCAAAAAUCCCUCAAACCCCGAAAGCAACCCGCUUCUGGAAAUCCUCAAGGCAUUCGUUUCCGCCUUCGUGAAGUUUUGGUCCGAGUAAGUAGCUCUAUGAUUGUCAAAUAGAUGAAUAGAGAGUAAUUAGAGAUUAGUUUUUUGCCUGCCUGUCUCUGUACCCCCACCCGGUUUACUCCGGUCCCAUCGUCGGUACUUCUGAAGAAACUGGGAUGUGGGUUGGCAUUUCUACCCUCAGUAGUUACAAGGUAAGCAAAAUCUUGUAGAAGGGAUAUGUUUAUUUUUUUGCUUUUUUACUGUAACCAUGAGAUGUGUCACCCCAUGAUUAUUUUCUUCCAGAUAUUACGGUUGAUUAUAUUCUUUUUCCAUUACCACAUGAUAAAAAAGAGAGAGUAACGUGAGAAGGAGCCUUUUGUGUGUUAUAAGAAGGAACGACAGGGAAACAGGAGAGAAAGGGAUAUACAGAUUGGAGUUUUAAUAGCCAUUUUCUUUCUCCUUUUUGCUCUGACCCACCCGA